Molecule: messenger RNA, 912 nt
Organism: Komagataella phaffii GS115
Lineage: Eukaryota; Fungi; Ascomycota; Pichiomycetes; Pichiales; Pichiaceae
Product: Alpha subunit of the translation initiation factor eIF2, involved in the identification of the start
Exons: 1
Coding region: 1-912 (303 amino acids)
Cellular component (GO): eukaryotic translation initiation factor 2B complex; multi-eIF complex; eukaryotic translation initiation factor 2 complex
Molecular function (GO): RNA binding; translation initiation factor activity; ribosome binding
Source: RefSeq, a predicted model, not a curated record
AUGAGCACAUCAACUUGCCGGUUCUACGAAAACAAAUAUCCUGAGGUGGAUGAUGUUGUCAUGGUGAAUGUACAACAGAUCGCCGAGAUGGGUGCCUAUGUGAAACUAUUGGAGUAUGACAAUAUUGAAGGAAUGGUGUUACUCUCUGAGUUAUCCAGAAGACGUAUCAGAUCUAUCCAGAAGCUUAUCAGAGUGGGUAAGAAUGAAGUAGUGGUGGUACUGAGAGUUGAUAAGGAAAAAGGAUACAUUGACCUGUCCAAGAGACGAGUCUCGUCGGAGGAUAUAGCAAAAUGUGAGGAGAGAUACACAAAGUCCAAGUCUGUCCAUUCUAUCUUGAGGCAUUGUGCUGAAAAGUUUAACAUGCCUCUGGAGGAGCUGUACCGUACUAUAGGAUGGCCAUUAAGCAAGGAAUUUGGCCACGCCUACGAUGCCUUCAAGAUAUCAAUCACUGACAGCACUGUUUUUGACAAGGUCCAACCCCCAUCACAAGAGGUCUUAGAAGAACUGAAAGUUUACAUCUCCCGGAGGCUAACGCCGCAGGCCAUUAAAUGUCGUGCUGACGUUGAGGUCUCAUGCUUCAGCUAUGAGGGAAUUGAAGCCAUCAAGAGUUCACUAAAAGCUGCUGAGGAUAUCUCCACCGAGGCUAAUCAAGUCAAGGUCAAGCUAGUAGCCGCUCCAUUGUACGUCAUUACAACCCAAUCCUUAGACAAGACGCAAGGCAUUGAAAUCUUAGAACGUGCAAUCAAAAUCAUCGAAGACUCCAUCACCAAACAGGGCGGAUCCUGUAACGUCACCAUGGCACCCAAAGCUGUUACAGCUACUGAAGAUGCCGAGUUGCAAGCUCUCAUGGAAAGAAAGGAGAACGAAGACAAGGUUUCUGACGAAGAUUCGGAUUUAGAUGAGGAGGAUUAG